This is a messenger RNA of Erythranthe guttata (spotted monkey flower), 2718 nucleotides long. NCBI's taxonomy places the organism in Eukaryota, Viridiplantae, Streptophyta, Magnoliopsida, Lamiales, Phrymaceae. The record is from RefSeq and is a predicted model, not a curated record.
AUGCCAUUUGGCUUGAAAAAUGCUGGUGCUACAUACCAAAGAGCCAUGCAGAAGAUAUUUGAUGACAUGCUCCAUAAAGAUGUUGAAUGUUAUGUGGAUGACUUGGUAGUUAAAUCCAAAAGAAGGGAAGAUCAUCUCCAAAAUUUGAGAAAAGUCUUCGAGCGCUUGAGAAGGUACCAAUUGAAGAUGAAUGCAUUGAAAUGUGCAUUUGGUGUUACUUCGGGGAAGUUUCUUGGAUUCGUAGUUCGUCACCGAGGCAUAGAAAUCGAACAAGCCAAGAUUGAUGCAAUUUUAAAGAUUCGCGAGCCUAGGAAAAUUCAUGAGCUCAAAAGUUUGCAAGGAAAGUUGGCAUACCUAAGAAGGUUCAUUUCAAACUUAGCCGGUCGAUGUCAACCAUUCAGCCGACUCAUGAAGAAAAAUGUUCCCUUUGAAUGGGAUGAAGCUUGCACUAGUGCCUUUGAAAGUAUAAAAUCGUAUUUAACGAAGCCUCCUGUGUUGAUUGCACCAGUGCCUGGACGAUCGUUAAUACUCUAUAUUGCUGCUCAAGAUCGAUCCGUCGGGGCUUUACUAGCCCAGGAGAAUGAUGAUGGAAAAGAGAGCGCCUUAUACUACUUGAGUAGAACAAUGACACCAAAUGAAUUGAACUACUCGCCAAUCGAAAAGACAUGCUUAGCGCUCAUUUUUGCAAUUCAAAAGUUGAAGCAUUAUUUUCAAGCACAUGUUGUCCGCCUAAUCUCAAGGAUGAAUCCUCUAAAGUAUGUUAUGUCAAAACCCGUCCUAUCUGAUAGACUCGCAAGGUGGUACCUACAAUUGCAGCAGUUUGACAUAACAUAUAUUCCACAAAAGGCUGUGAAAGAGCAAGUCCUAGCCGAUUUCUUGGCAGAUCAUCCUAUCCCUGCAGAGUGGGAGUUAUCCGAUGAUCUACCCGAUGAAGAUGUUCUUGUGAUUGAAGCUAGUCCUCCUUGGAAAAUGUACUUUGAUGGAGCUUCUCACAGAGAAGGAGCGGGCGCCGGAGUAGUAUUUGUCACAUCCAACGGCGAAGUGUUGCCUCACUCUUUUACCUUAACACAAAAUUGCUCUAACAUUUUUGCUGAAUAUCAAGCUCUAAUCCUUGGGCUAGAAAUGGCAGUUGAUAUAAAGCAACUAAAAUUGGAGGUAUAUGGAGACUCCAAGUUGGUGAUCAAUCAGAUACUCGGAUCAUACGAAGUUAAGAAGCUCGAUUUACUCCCUUAUGUCGAUUAUGCUAAAAGACUUAUCGGAUACCUUGGUGAUGUGACGAUAGAACAUGUGCCUAGAAAUGAUAACAAACAAGCAGAUGCAUUGGCAAAACUUGCUUCUACUUUAGCCAUGCCCGAAGACGGAGCUCAUACAUCAAUUUUCAAGAGGUGGGUCGUACCACCAAUCGUUGAACAUGGAGAAAUUGAAGAAGACGAAACUCGAGUGGUUUACGUGUUUGAAAUCGAGAAGGAAGAUUGGCGUCAAUCAUUUGUGGAUUACUUGAAGUACGAAAAGUUGCCUAAUGAUCCACGUCAAACAGUUGAUAUUCGACGUCGUGCGGCUCGUUUCAUCUACUACAAAGAUACACUUUACAGACGUUCAUUUGAUGGAGUCUUCUUGAGAUGUUUAGGUGAUGACGAAGCCAUUCAAGCCAUAGAAGAAGCUCAUUCCGGAAUUUGCGGCGCCCAUCAGUCAGGACCCAAAUUACAUUUCCGAAUAAAAAGAAUGGGUUAUUAUUGGCCAUCUAUGGUAAAGGAUUCCAUGGAGUAUGCCCAAAAAUGUCAACCUUGUCAAUUUCAUGCAAACUUUAUUCAUCAACCGCCGGAGCCAUUACACCCUACUGUUGCCUCAUGGCCCUUUGAUGCUUGGGGUUUGGAUGUAGUUCGACCUAUGACAAAGUCUUCCGCUGGACAUCUCUAUAUCUUGGCAGCAACAGACUACUUUUCCAAAUGGGCUGAAGCAGUGCCUCUUCGAGAAGUAAAAAAGGAGAAUGUUGCCGAUUUCAUCCGCAUCAACAUCAUCUACCGUUACGGAGUUCCUCGAUAUGUGAUCACAGACAACGGAAAGCCAUUCUGCAACGGUGUGAUAGAUAAACUUUGUGAAAAGUUUGGCUUCAAGCAAAGAAAGUCUUCAAUGUACAACGCUGCCGCCAAUGGACUCGCCGAGGCCUUCAACAAGACUUUAUGUAAUUUGCUGAAGAAAGUGAUUGCCAAGUCAAAACGCGAUUGGCACGAAAGGAUGGGAGAAGCUUUAUGGGCUUAUAGAACAACGUAUAGAACACCUACUCAAGCCACUCCAUAUGCGUUGGUGUACGGUGUGGAAGCGGUCUUGCCUCUUGAAAAACAAAUUCCAUCAUUGAGGAUAGCUAUACAAGAAGAACUCACUCAAGAAGAAAAUGCCCGUUUGCGUCUUGCAGAAUUGGAAGCUCUUGACGAGAAAAGAUUAGAGGCACAACAAAGUAUUGAAUGCUACCAAGCUCGUCUUUCUAGGGCGUUUAACAAGAAGGUGCGGCCAAGAUCGUUUCAAGUUGGAGAUUUAGUACUUGCCGUAAGGAGGCCCAUCAUCGUCACUCAUAAAACGGGAAAUAAAUUUACUUCAAAGUGGGAUGGUCCUUAUGUCGUCAAAGAAGCAUACACAAAUGGAGCGUACAAGUUGGUUGCCGAAGAUGGUUUAAGAAUUGGUCCGAUAAAUGGAAAGUUCUUGAAGCGGUACUAUGCAUGA